Molecule: messenger RNA, 150 nt
Organism: Rhizophagus irregularis DAOM 181602=DAOM 197198
Lineage: Eukaryota; Fungi; Glomeromycota; Glomeromycetes; Glomerales; Glomeraceae
Source: RefSeq, a predicted model, not a curated record
UUCUUUUCCCGUCUACAUUACCAAAUACCAAGAAUACAAUUUUUUUUAAAAAAUAAAAAGUUGGCUUAUUUUCUUUACAAUAUAUAUAAAUCUUUUAAUACAAAACUCGCAGAAAAUAUGAAACCUGUAGAAAUACCAAGUAAGCAAUAA